AUGACAAAAAGAAAGGCUGAAAAGCAGCAAAGUACUGCCCCGCUUAGUGCCUUUGCGGCGCGCAAAGCGAGGCAGCAACAGGCGCAAAAUGUAACAGCAACGAAAGCUGAGGCACCGGUUGAAGCGGUUGCGGAACCCCCUUCGAAACGUCCGCGGACAUCCUCCGAGGGCGAAGAACAAAGCAAUGCGAAUGAUACAGAGUCUCCGAGUCGCAAUACCAGGUCUAAGACGCAGCAAGUGUCAUCGCCAUUAGCGACAACCGUAGUGCAGCCAAAGAAAGCAACACGCUCCCAAGUUGCAGAGUCACAACCAGAAGAGUCAAAUGAAAAAGAAGAGACUCAAUUGGAAAGUCUAGAGAAUGAUGCCUCCGAAGGUCUGGAUCAGAUGAAUGAGGAUGAGGUCGCGUCGGUGGUGGGUGAUGCCGACGGUUAUGAGUCGCCGGCGGAGACACCAGCAGAACUGCAGAAUUUCCCUUUGUCCAAAGCUCGACUGAACAAAAAUAAUAUCGUAUAUGCGGAUGAUAAUACUCUUUGCAUUCGCAUUAAAGAGAAGAUGAAUUUGGCUUUGAUGGGCCAGUAUGAUCUUUGGGUGAAACGUGGAGUCGUCAGUCUUAUGGGCGCAAAGCUACACCCUUCCCAGCGAGUGUAUAGAGUUUAUGCUCCAUCGACCCACUCCUUGCCCAUUAUCAAGUGUGUCUCUGGUGUUGAUGGCGAGGCUGAAGUGGAGAUUAAGUCCUGCAAUAACGGUCUUUCUCGCCUUCGAGACUUGUCUCCUUUGUACCAAAAGAUUUGGAAUGGAGAAAAUACCGCCGCGGAUAAACUCACGCUGAAGGGUGCUUUUAAGGAUUCGCGGCGAUCCUUUUCAGUGCUCUAUACCUCAUCAGAUGACCAUUUAAAUCGUCAUUUGCGACCCCUCCACCUUGAUAAGAAAUGGAGUGCAUCUAUGAGAGCUCUUUCCCAGAGACAAGGUCGCCUCCGAGUGUUAGUCUGCGGCCCAAAGGCCUCCGGAAAGUCCACCUUCAGUCGCUAUCUCCUCAACCACGUUCUCAGCCCUGCCCCAGAAACAGAAAACGGCUUCAUCAACACCGACGGAGUGGCUUUCCUUGAUUUAGACCCAGGGCAGCCUGAAUUUGGCCCUAUGGGCCAAGUUUCUCUUGCACACCUUCGAUCUCCGUUUUUUGGCCCUCCAUUCACUCACUCAUCAUUGCAUGAUUCGCGCGACGGCAAAAUAUUGCGUUCCCAUUUUAUUGGAGCAACAUCGCCCAAAGAGGAUCCCGACCACUAUGCUCUGGCUACAAUGGAUCUAUUAGAACAGUAUCAGACAUUACUUGCACAGUACCCUCAAUGCCCAUUAAUAGUCAACUACCCAGGUUGGAUUUUUGGGCAAGGCUUAGAGGUGGCAACGUGGCUGGUCAAGUACCUUGGCCUCUCCGAUGUUGUUUAUAUGAGUGAGAAGGGCCCAACGGAGGUUGUUGAGCCUUUAGCCUUUGCAGCAAAUGACGCUCGGGUCCCGAUGACCAUCCUACCCUCCCAACCAACCGAUUUCGUGAGCCGGUCAAGUGCUCAACUGCGCUCGAUGCAAAUUCAGUCUUAUUUCCAUGCGUCGCAUUCCACAAGUAUCACCAAUCCACUAUGGUCUGAUAUUCCUUUAUCCCGUACAAGGCCAAUUGGUGUGAACUAUGACGGCGCGAAACAGGGAAUUCUGGGAAUCAUGGCUUUAGGUUCUCAGAUCAACCCAGUCAUGCUUCGUCAAAUCCUGGAAGGGGCUAUCGUCGGUGUCGUGGCCAUUGAAUCCCGCAGCGCAAUCACAGGUGUCUCGGAUGAUUCUAGUGGAGAGAAAUCAUCGGGUGCGGAAGAUGAAACCAACUCGAAUGCAGAUGAAAUGGACAUGGACUCGGAGGAGCCCGAUAUGAAGACAUCCUCUGCAUUUUCCAUUGAUGAUAGCAUCAUCAGAACAUCAGAAGGUCUCCCUUACCUUUUCACUGGCUCUGGGAGCUGCACUCCCUUAAGCCCCAGGGCUUCUAAUUGUCUUGGUCUCGCACUCGUUCGUUCAGUGGAUGUCAUUUCGAAGAAAAUUGAACUUUCCACACCCAUCCCGUCAUCGCGUAUUCGCGAAUCCAUUGAGCAAGGACAUGAACUUGUGCUCGUUCGGGGCCAGUUGGAUAACCCCAACUGGGCUAUUAGUGAAGAAUACUACUCGGCCCGAGCUGCAGAGCGACGAUACCAGCAGUCGUGUACUCGCUUCAAAAAGAGUGGUGGAUCUACUGAUGACCAAGCUCAACGUGAACAGACACUUGCUUUGCUCAGAGAUAGAACACGACGUGCAAGCCAAGUGCCUUGGAUGACUGUUGUAGAGGAUAACAGCAAACUUCAACGUGAAUCGGCUGCUCGACGGGAAAAGUCGCUUUGGAAGCUAAGAAAGAAGGCUUAUCCAGGAAGUGAAAGCGAGACAGAUUGGUAG
This is a messenger RNA of Penicillium angulare, 2460 nucleotides long. RefSeq lists its product as uncharacterized. Gene Ontology annotation, biological process: cleavage in ITS2 between 5.8S rRNA and LSU-rRNA of tricistronic rRNA transcript (SSU-rRNA, 5.8S rRNA, LSU-rRNA). Gene Ontology annotation, cellular component: nucleus. Gene Ontology annotation, molecular function: polynucleotide 5'-hydroxyl-kinase activity. The transcript has 4 exons. Lineage: Eukaryota; Fungi; Ascomycota; Eurotiomycetes; Eurotiales; Aspergillaceae. The coding region runs from base 1 to 2460 and encodes 819 amino acids. The record is from RefSeq and is a predicted model, not a curated record.